Molecule: messenger RNA, 1014 nt
Organism: Vigna unguiculata (cowpea)
Lineage: Eukaryota; Viridiplantae; Streptophyta; Magnoliopsida; Fabales; Fabaceae
Product: protein LURP-one-related 5-like
Source: RefSeq, a predicted model, not a curated record
UUGAUGAUACCUUUCCUUUUCCGUUGCAACUCAAUUGUGCUUUUCCGACUGUAUAUAUAUAGAGAGAGGAGAGUGAAAAGGUGAAAGGAACAGGUCCUCUUCUCCAUUCUCCAUUUUUGCAGAUUCUGAAAUUGUGAAGAGAGAAGAAUGAGAGAAGAAUUGGUGGUGCAAGAAGUGUACGUUAGCAAUGAAGAGAGGAACCUCACAGUGCUUAAAACCUCUCUCUUCUUCAACGGAGAUGGUUUCGCUGUAUAUGAUUCCAAGGGUCAACUCGUUUUCCGCUUCGACUCCUAUGGGCCACGCGCACGUGACAAAGACGAGCUUGUUCUCAUGGAUCCCAAUGGCCGUUCUCUUCUUACUCUGCGCCGAAAGAAACCGAGUCUUCAUCAACGGUGGGAAGGGUUCAGAGGGGAGAGAAGGGAGGGAGAUAUAGCCGUUUUCAGCGUGAAGAGAUCGUCGAUCAUCGGACGGUCGAGGACGAGCGUGGCGGUGGAGGUGUACGAUAGGGAUGGUGUGGAGUACCUGAUCGAAGGGUGUUUCCGGCAGCGGUGGUGCAAGGUUUUGAAUGCGGCGAAGGAAGUGGUGGCUGAGAUUCGUCGCAAGGUGGACCCCACCACCAGUGUUAUGCUGGGGAAGGAAGUGUUUUGGCUUUGCGUGAAGCCUGGUUUUGAUGCGGCCUUUGCCAUGGGAUUGGUUUUGGUGCUUGAUGAGAUGAACGGUGAGAAUUACUUUGUGGAUAGAACGGAAGAUCUUGUGGUGCACUCUGCCGCAGAAGAUCCGGGACUAGUUUCACCUCUUCCAGUUUGAGAGAAUUGCGUGUUUUUCUGAUGCUGACGUUAUACUCACUCAUGGUUAGUUGGUUGGAGUGUUCCCUUGAAAAGGGUUUUCUCUCUUUUUUUUUCUUUUUUUUUUUAAGAAAAAAAAGUAAUAAUGAUGAUGUUGUGGAUGAAAUCACUUGCCAAUGUAGUACAUUAUUUUCAUAUGCAAAUAACACAAAGAUAACCUCAUCCUAAA